UGAAGCUCCAGUAACUCCUGAUGAAAACGAUGCAGAACGUUUGGUGCCUGUUCAUUCAUUUCCUCGGCAUCACCACCCGGCAGUCCUGGUCUGACAUUUCUCCCAGGAGGCAAUGAGUGCUAUGAUCCCCACAGCAUCCCCUGUGCUGCAGCAUCUCAGCUGCCAUUCUGGGAAGCAAUAAUUCCUUUGGGAAGGGGGAUCACUGCUGGCAAAGCCAAUACACCACAGCAACACCGCAAUGGGAAUAACUGUCCAGAACAUCACAGGGAACACAGCGAUGGUGAUUUGGCCCAGAAUGGCCAGCUGUGCCGACAGCUUUUACAGUGUCAUGUAUCACCCCAACUGGAACAGCGUGCUGUCCAGCUACUCCAGGAAGAGUUUCCAGAAGGAGGAGAGGGUGCCUGCCAGCCGCUCCUCCUUCGUGGUGGAAAACCUCACCCCGCUGACCACGUACCUGCUGUGCGUCACCUGCCAGUCCGCCAGCCCUUCCAGCGACCAGUGCCAGGUGUUCAACACGCUGGAACAAGACCCAGCAUCUGCUAACACCACCAAGAAGGAGCUGGCAUUGGGCAUCUGGCUGGCCAGCAGCCUCCUGCUGCUCAUCAUUGCCGCAAUCCUCCUCUACGGUUGCCUGCACCUGCUGUGCCGUGCUAGGCGUGAGCGGUCACGAGGCCAAGCCGGGGCCUCCCAGAGGGAGGCACAUGACUUGGAGGAGCCCAGCAAGCAGAGCCAAGUGCUGCAGGACAGAGAGGAGAGGCAGCCAGAUGGCAUCCAGCUGGCCACCAUCAUUGAGAAUCCUGCAGUCUGCAGGGAGCCUGGCCAGCCAGUCUCCAGCAGCCGGGAACGAGCGCCAGCAGCAGGACAGUGCCCUGCUGUCAGUUGGGAACCAUAGGUCACGGCAGAGCUGUACUCCCAUCUGUGCCUGCUACCUUUGUGGCCCUUUCCAGUGCCCUACACAGCCACUGA
Molecule: messenger RNA, 966 nt
Organism: Tympanuchus pallidicinctus (lesser prairie-chicken)
Lineage: Eukaryota; Metazoa; Chordata; Aves; Galliformes; Phasianidae
Product: fibronectin type III domain-containing protein 9-like
Exons: 2
Coding region: 239-892 (217 amino acids)
Molecular function (GO): protein binding
Source: RefSeq, a predicted model, not a curated record